AUGAAAACGUCAGAAAAUGAAUUGGGUGAUCACGGAUCCUCUACUGAGGUGUUUUCCGAUACAGUUCAUGCUAAGAAGGCCGAGCAUGAAUCCCCUGGGCCCUCAAAUGCCGCUUCUCAGCAUGAUUUGUCGCCUAAGGACUCCAAGUGUAAUAACCCACAGUACUUAGAAGCUGACAUCAAGGAUACAGAGGAGAAGGCGGAGGACCUGGACCUCUUACAAGCUAGUGACAUCCGUUCUCGCUAUGAUUCUAGGAAGCUCGACAGGAACCUCAACAUGCAAGAUCAAACGGGAAAGGAAUCGAGUGAGGUGUCAAACUUAUCUGCGGAUCUGACAAGCGAUCUCUGUGCUCAUGAUGCCUGCAAACGAUCCGAAACCCAUGAGCUGGACAAGCAUCUGCACACAGAAGCCUCGAAACCGAGUACCCCAAGUCAAGAAGCUUCAAAGGAUAUUAUAGGGCCUCAAACCUCCGCGCAAAUCGAUCCCACGCAAUCGUCUUCCUUAAAAGAUCCUCAAUUCCCUGAAACAUACCGAGUCUUAGCUUACGACCACUCUACCCUCCAAAUAACACAUGCAGAGGCGAGCACCUCUCUGCAUCGAAUGAACGAAUCACGCCAUCCUAGCGAAAUUCUCUCACAGUUAGACAACCCGGCAAAGUUCUUACCGUGCUUCGAGAGAAUGCACGCUGACGGCUACGAAAUUACAUCGGGUGGCGGGGAUAUACUGGUGUUCAGAAAAUUAUCUGGAAAGCCAGACUGUACUGGGUCUGCUCUUGGGCAACUGGCAAGUGAGGCACAAGAAAUAAAAGCACAACUGAGAAACGAGCCCCUGCUUAAAGAGGAGCCCAUCAAAGAGCCGAAAUCGGUCUCUGAACAACACCCAAGGUUUCGUACUAAAGAUGCCGGCUCUGCCGACUUGCCAGGGUCAUCUGCGUCGAAUGGAGGAUUCACACGGAGGGACAAAGCCAAUUCCUCUAAAAGCGAAUCCACAAUCGGCAGUGCUGCUCGCAGAAUGCUCAUCAGUGGUGCAGCAACGGCAGCAACGUGCUACGCUAUUGGUGUUGUGGUUGAAUACUUUCGCACCGGUGGCGAAGACGGAUUGGGCAUUGAUGCAUUUACCGAAUUUGAGUCUGAGAGGCGUCGGAGGGAUAAGGAACAGUCUGUCUAG
Aspergillus melleus is the source of this 1167-nucleotide messenger RNA. RefSeq lists its product as uncharacterized. The transcript has a single exon. Bases 1 to 1167 code for a protein of 388 amino acids. Lineage: Eukaryota; Fungi; Ascomycota; Eurotiomycetes; Eurotiales; Aspergillaceae. The record is from RefSeq and is a predicted model, not a curated record.